AUGCCUUCGUUGUGGGACAAUCCUGCCCCGGUAAGCGGGAAUCGGUCUACCAACGGAACCCUCCAGAAGGACGCAGAGCAAAAUGACCCGGCAAACGGUGAACUGGUCGAGGAUAUCUACUACAUCAAUAGUCUGAACCAAACCGUCAUCGCAGCAUGGGAGCUCCAAACCCCCGACCAGCUCAAAAAAGACGUCCUAACCAAGCGCCCCGAGUGUCUAUCGGUCUGGGGCGCAGAUCGGCGCGUCAAAGUCUCUCCGGAACAUUUCCAGCCACAUGGCAAAUAUCGAGCCAUCUGCAAGCUCUUCAUGGGAUUCUCCCGCAACGAAGGACACAACUACAUCGCGACAGGCUGGCUCAUCGCCAAGGAUGUAGUGGUGACCGCGGGCCAUUGUCUCUACGAUACCAGGAACGGAUAUCUAAAGUCGGUCAAAGCGUAUAUCGGAUACCAGGGACCGGAGGAGCAAGCCCUACAGAGGAAUUCGUGUCAGAUGAGACUGGGAAGCAUUGCUGUGACGCCGGCAGAAUAUAUCAAGACGAGUCACACGGUGCAUGACGUGGGGUUUAUCAAACUCGAGCGACCGUUCGACGACGUGGAACCGUUCCUCCCGCAGGACACGCCGCGGUCUGCCUCCGGGGUUCGCCUCGGGGUGGUCGGAUACCCCGGCGACCUCCACUCCGGCAACGAGAUGUACGAGCACUGGGAUACCACCGACAUCGACCUGUCCACCAAUGGAUACUUGAAUUACCGCAUUGACACCGAGGCGGGAGAGUCGGGCUCGCCUGUGCUCCGCGACAUGGGAUCCGGCAAAUUGGUUCCGAUCGGCAUCCAUACCGAUGGAGGCCAUCCAAAUGCUGGAUCUGCCAUCGGUGCCUUCGGUAACCUGUUCUCCGACUAUACGACGGCGCUGAAGAUCAAACAGACGCAGCAGCUGUCCCCGGGCGCGAAGAGGGUUGCUGCGCCCGAGGUGCGAGGCACGAGGAAUCUGGAAUAUAUUAGUCUUCCUGGUACCAAAGAGGCCCGAAACAGGCCGUCUGAGGCUUCUCCGCAGGGGAAGGAGAGUUCGUUGGAUGACACUCAUAAGCCCGCUGGCAAUAAUCGGGUGACCAGCCUGUGGGCGCCUGAUAAGCGCACGGAGGCAGCUGAGACGAUUCGAACGUUGCAGGGUACAACUUCUCAGGCAGGCUCAAGUCGCAAUGACGGAGGAACCAGUCUGUGGGCAUCCGAUAAGCGCACAGAAGCAGCGCGGGCGAUCCAAGCUCUAGAAGGCACAGGAUCCUCUCAGCCUGUGAAGCCUGCGUCGGGUAGGGCCGACUCGCGGACACCGUCGCGAAUCCCCUCCACAGCCCAAGCACAGGACAAAACACCAGACCAGACAGACGACGGUGCCAGAAAGCGCAAAGAAGCAGCCAAGACGGUUCGAUUCCUGGAGCACGGCCCAGAGCACAACGACCCCGACCGCGAAGCCACCGAACAGAUUCUGACAAAAAUAAAACAACAAAUACAGUACAGAGGCAAGUUCCCCUUGCCCAACGCAAACCUGCACUUCGAGCGGCUCCAAAAGGAAUCCCUCAGACACUUUGAAAUGUGCACGCAGUCACCCGAAAAGCUACCUGUGGGGGCCUACGCCAAGGAGAACGGCGGGGAGACCAACGAGGAACUGCUGCGCCAGGCGAACGAGAACCUGGACACGGAGAAUGAGAUUAAGACGACGUUUUUCGUCACCUUCCCGCCGAAGCUGACCGGCGAGGCGAAGGAGAAGCUGACGGAGGUGGUGCAGAAUGUCCGCGACUGGCAGUGCUGGAUGUAUGGACUCUCUGCGGCCAAAGUGCAGCAGCAGAUCAACGCGGGCAAGUUGCCGGCUGAUGCGACGGGGAUUGCGGAGGCGAAGAGGUCGCAGUAUAAGAACAUGGUCUUUGAUUAUGUGAUGCGUGCUUGUAACUGGGUAACGCAAACCUACGACGAGGUUCAGACCAAAUCGGUCUCUUGCACGAAGAUCGAGCUUCACACGACCCUCCUCAAAACCGUGCUCGAGGGCUUCCACGUCCCCGGCAAAAUCAUGGGUACUCUGCAUUCGGCGCUCGACAGCAUUGCGAACGGCAUGCUCACGGUGGCCAAGGAGAACAAGGAACAAACCAUGCAGUAUUUCAUCAUGCUGACCCGGUUCGAGUACGAGUCCGCUCUGGAAACAGCACAGCCGGUCAUCCGCGUCAUCAGCUUCCGCACCGACGCCUCACUUAGCAGAUUCACCCUCGCCAAGAGCAAGGUCGAAUCGGCCGAUUUUAACUUCACCUUCCGCCAAUGCCAGUUCGACUUCAACAACGCGUUGUUCUCGCAGAUCAAGCACAAUCUCGGCGAAAGUACACGCGCGGCCGGGUUGGAGGUAAUGAAGAUGAAUGCCUCGAUGAUCGAGCUCGAAGUGGACUCAGUCUUCAAAGAAUCCAUGGCUUCUCGCCCCCGCGCUACCCAGAAGCAGAGUGCGCCAGUCGGUGGUGGCGGGGACUAUGAUAGCAUCGUAAAGAGUAUCAGCCACAUCACGGAUCAGGGUUUCUGUGCGGAAGAUAGCGCUGCGGCGGUGUCGGAGAUUCUGGCCGCUGGGCCGUUUGAUGCGGCAAUCGCCACGUUGAUUGGGAGUAGGCUGGCGCUCCCGGGGCAUCAGGCCUUGAAGGACUUGUCGAUUGAAUCGCAGGAGGGAGCCAUUGCUCGGUUCCCUCCUUAUUGGCAGCUCCUCGGUUCGAUGAUUUUCAAGCAGCUGUUCUCCUCUAAUGGCAUUCCCCUGUGCCAGGAGGCAGUCAUUCCCCCAGCACUGCUUUUUCACGACGCAGUAAAGGCUCUCGAAGAUCAGCUGCGCAAGAAAACGGCGGCCAUGGAUGUUAUCGAGGAGAACAACCGAUCGCUGCAAUUUGCCUUGAACGAAGCGAGAAAGAAAGCAGAGUCGCAAGAGGAAAGUAUUGCGAAAAUGACGAAUACGAUCAGCGUCCUAAGGGAUCUGAGUAGGGUCCAUCCCGUGGCGCCGGACCAGGGCAACAAUCCACAGACCGAACCCCAGCCGUCGCAAGACCAGACUGAUCCGGUUCCAAAGGAAGAUGAACCCGCGAUGCAGGACGGCGAAUCCAAGGCGACGGAGCCAUCUGAACCGGUGGAUUCAAAGAGUCCGCCGCAGGCGAACGAACCCCACCCCCUCGAAAAUAGCAUGUCCGCUAAGCUGGAACGGCUGAGCCGGCAACUGCUUCAGCAUGACCCCUCACUGAAAACUCUCGCAACAGAAGAUAUCAAUCUGACCUCCAGGAUCGACUGCGAAUCGUCCAAGACAAGCAUCUCCCUCGAACACACCCAGAGCUUCGACGUGGAACUAUCCGCCAAACCGAACAUGAUGCUCGGCAUCACGGAACUGGAGUACGAAGGUCCCGCGCCAGACAUAGGGCUGUCCAUCACACGCUGCUCAACGAACAGCUUCACCAUGACCGCGACCGGGUCGAUCGCCAUCAAAGCCCUGCAGACCAGAUGGCUCGCCUACGCCACCACGAGCCCCCACAUCCGGAUGUCUACCGCGUCCCUGACCGCCGAAAACCUCGCCCCGAAACAGCCGCCCAGAUACACCACCACCCUCACCCCGCCCUUCUCCGCCUCCGCCAAGAUCCAGUCCCACCUGUUCAUCCGCGCCAUUCGCUUCAAAGAUGGCACCGUCGAUCCCGUAAAAUUCCAACCGCAGGUCACAAACCCCACGACAAACAAGUUCGAGUGGACACUUCCGGACAUUCGCAAGUCGCUGGCGGAGUUGCAGCUGGGGUAUUUUGCGCUCAAUACGCUGGGAGGAGAGAAGGUGUGCAUGGGCUAUGUCCUGGAUAGUGCGGUCAAGGAUCGUCAUCCUGUGACCUUUAAGGAGGGGAUGUUCACGCGCGCCCCGAAGGUGUUUCUCGCGCUGAAUGCCUUCGAGUCGACCAGGGAGCCGGUCAAGCGGCUUAGAGCCGAGGUGGUCAAGGUGGAUCGGAAUGGGAUGGAGGUGGUGACGGCGCGGGCUGGGUUCGAGUACGUGAAUUAUCUGUGGGUUGCGAUGCAGGUUGAUUAG
Messenger RNA from Aspergillus heteromorphus CBS 117.55, 4068 nucleotides. RefSeq lists its product as uncharacterized. The record is from RefSeq and is a predicted model, not a curated record. Gene Ontology annotation, molecular function: serine-type endopeptidase activity. Gene Ontology annotation, biological process: proteolysis. NCBI's taxonomy places the organism in Eukaryota, Fungi, Ascomycota, Eurotiomycetes, Eurotiales, Aspergillaceae. Bases 1 to 4068 code for a protein of 1355 amino acids. The transcript is spliced from 11 exons.